Molecule: messenger RNA, 2061 nt
Organism: Marmota flaviventris (yellow-bellied marmot)
Lineage: Eukaryota; Metazoa; Chordata; Mammalia; Rodentia; Sciuridae
Gene: Capn14
Product: calpain 14
Biological process (GO): proteolysis
Cellular component (GO): cytoplasm
Molecular function (GO): calcium-dependent cysteine-type endopeptidase activity; calcium ion binding
Source: RefSeq, a predicted model, not a curated record
AUGUCUGUGUGGCCAUCUAUCCGAGGCAGAUGGAAGCAGGGGUGGAAGGACUCCACGCGGGGCUCUUUGCAGCAACCCCAAGAGGACUACGAGGCCCUGCGGGAACGCUGCCUGAGGGACCGCUGUCUGUUUGAAGACAGCAGCUUCCCGGCCACCCAGAGCUCCAUCGGCCGCGGGCCUCUGCUUCAGAAGCUGCCACCGCACCUGCAGUGGAGGAGGCCCCCGGAGCUGCACAGCAACCCCCAGUUCUAUUCUGCCAAGGCUAAAAGGAUGGAUUUGUGCCAGGGAGUUGUAGGAGACUGCUGGUUCUUGGCUGCUUUGCAUGCGCUGACUUUGCACCAGGACAUCUUGAGCCGGGUUGUUCCCCUGAAUCAGAGUUUCACUGAGAACUAUGCUGGCAUCUUCCAGUUCUGGUUCUGGCAUUUUGGGAAAUGGGUUCCUGUGGUGGUAGAUGACCGUCUGCCCGUGAAUGAGGCUGGCCAGCUGGUGUUUGUCUCCUCUACUUACAAGAACUUGUUCUGGGGAGCUCUUCUGGAAAAGGCCUAUGCCAAGCUUUCUGGUUCCUAUGAAGACUUGCAAUGUGGACAGGUGUCUGAAGCCUUUGUGGACUUCACUGGAGGGGUGACAACGACCAUCAACCUGGUAGAAGACCCUAGCAACCUCUGGGACAUCCUAACCCAAACCACCUACAGCAGAACCCUCAUUGGCUGCCAGACUCGUAUAGGGGAGAGAGUGCAGGAGAAUGGGCUGGUGGAUGGUCAUGCCUAUACUCUCACAGGAAUCAGGAAGGUGACCUGCAAAUAUGGACCCGAAUAUCUAGUGAAACUACGGAACCCCUGGGGGAAGGUGGAAUGGCAAGGAGACUGGAGUGACAGUUCAAGAAAAUGGGAGCUGCUGAGCCCCAAGGAGAAGCUUCUGCUUCUGAGGAAAGAUAAUGAUGGAGAAUUCUGGAUGUCCCUGCAGGACUUUAAAGCACAUUUUGUGCUUCUGGUCAUCUGCAAACUGACCCCAGGCCUGUUGAGCUUCGAGGUGGGACAAAAGUGGAUGUACACCAUGCAGGAAGGGAGAUGGGAGAAAGGGAGCACAGCUGGAGGCCGGAUGAAGUCCUCGUGGCAAGAUACGUUUUGGAAAAAUCCACAGUUCCUGCUGUCUAUCUGGAGGCCUGAGGAGGGGAGGCAAUCCCUGAGAACCUGCAGCCUGCUAGUGUCCCUGCUGCAGAAGCCCAGGCACAGGUGCCGCAACCCGAAGUCUCGCCUGGCCAUUGGCUUCUACGUGUUCAGAGUGAGCAAGCACUAUAAUGACAAGAGGAAACUGCCCGCUGAGUUCGUCUGGGCAAAUGCUCCCCUGAGCUGGCCUGAGGUAUUCCUUAAAGAAAAGGAAGUGAAUCAGGAGCUGUGGCUGGAACCAGGCACGUACCUCAUCGUGCCCUGUGCAUCUGAGGCCCACCAGGAGUCGGAGUUUCUCCUCAGACUCUUCUCCAGGAAGCACAUCUUGUAUGAACUUGGCAACAAUUCCAGGGUGGUCUACUCUAAGGAAAUAGUAGAACAAAAUGAAGAGCAGAAUGAAUUCUUCACCAAAUUCUUUGCCAAGUAUCCAGAAAUAAAUGCUAUUCAACUGCAGAAGAUCCUGAACCGAAUGACCUGGUCAAGUCUGGGGAGCAAACAGCCCUUCUUCAGCUUUGAUGCCUGCCAGGGGAUCCUGGCCCUCCUGGACCUUAAUGCAUCAGGGACUGUGAGCAUCCAGGAGUUCAGGAGCCUGUGGAAGCAGCUGAUGCUGUACCAGGAAGUUUUCCACAAGCAAGACAGUAGCAGGUCAGGACUCCUGGACUGGGUGCAGCUGCAGGCUGCCGUGAUGGAGGCAGGAAUCGUGCUCGGGGACGACGUCUGCCAGCUGAUGCUCCUCCGCUACGGUGGCCCCAGACUUCAGAUUGAUUUUGUCAGCUUUGUCCACUUGAUGCUGCGUGCAGUGAACAUGGAGAAUGUCUUCCAAAACUUAACCCAAGAUGGCAAAGGGAUAUACCUCCAGAAGCCCGAGUGGCUGAUGAUGACCCUGUAUUCCUGA